AUGGAUCUUUUGGGCAAGAAUCAUCAUCAUCAUCAUCAUGGGAUGACAACCACAAUUCUUGGGCUGUUCUUGAUCUUGGUCUUGAAUAUGAACUGUGACUGUGUGUAUGGUAUUGGGGCCAAUUGGGGAACACAAGCAUGGCAUCCUCUUCCCCCUUCAACUGUAGUCAAUAUGCUGAGAGAGAAUGGAAUCCAGAAGGUCAAACUAUUCGACGCCGAGGCGAGGGUCCUCAACUCCUUCAGUGGCUCAGGGAUUCAGUUGAUGGUUGGCAUCCCAAAUGAGUUGCUGUCCACUCUUGCUGGGAGUUCUGCUGCUGCUGACAGAUGGGUUCAGCUCAAUGUUUCUCAACAUGUUCCAUCUGUCGACAUCAGGUAUGUUGCAGUUGGGAAUGAGCCCCUGUUGUCUUCCUUCAAUGGAACCUAUCAGAACACAACAUUUCCAGCACUUGAGAAUAUACAGGCAGCACUCAUGAGAGCAGGUCUGGGGAAUCAGAUCAAAGCCACAAUACCUCUCAAUGCAGAUGUGUACCAGAGUUUGACGUCACAGCCAUCCACCGGAGACUUCAAGCCAGAAAUCCAUGACCUAAUGCUGCAGAUUGUUAAUUUCUUGAGCAUCAACGGUGCACCAUUUACUGCCAAUAUAUACCCUUUCAUCAGCCUCUUCAAAGAUCCCAAUUUCCCCGUGGACUAUGCUUUCUUCGACGGGUACUCAUCUCCCAUCGAGGACAAUGGGAGGACUUACACCAAUGUUUUUGAUGCAAACUUUGACACACUGGUUUGGGCACUGCAGAAGAAUGGAUAUGGGAACCUGCCAAUCAUAGUUGGAGAAAUCGGGUGGCCUACUGAUGGUGAUCGCAAUGCGAAUAUAGGAAAUGCACAAAGAUUCAAUCAAGGGUUCAUGUCACAUUUGAAUAAGGGCACUCCCAUGAGACCCGGCCCUAUGGACGUGUACCUGUUCAGCCUUGUCGAUGAGGAUGCCAAGAGUAUCCAACCGGGCAACUUCGAGCGCCACUGGGGAUUGUUUUACUAUGAUGGCACUCCCAAGUAUAAUCUCAGCCUUGGUUCAAACUCAGGUGGGCUUGUACAGGCCAGGAAUGUUCGGUAUCUCCCAAGGCGAUGGUGUGUCACACCAUCCUCCAUGAAUUUUCAGGAUCCUCAAGUGGCUCCUAGUGUCAGUUAUGCGUGUGAUCACGGUGAUUGCACAAGUCUUGGAUAUGGCACAUCAUGUGGGAACCUGGAUGCACAGGGAAACAUUUCAUACGCAUUCAAUAAUUACUACCAGAUAAACAAUCAGCAGGAGAAUGCCUGUAAGUUUCCUGAUAACCUGUCAGUGAUCACAACAACAGAUCCAUCGGUAGGAACCUGCAAAUUCAACAUCAUGAUUCAGACACAGAGUCAAUUGAGUGGUGGAUUCUUGUUGAAGCCUCUUGAUCUCCUGCUUCAGAUCCCUGUGCUUUUAUUGGCCCUUGUGUGGUUGUGUGGGUGUGGAUUGACAUGCUAGUUUAUGUUUUUUCAAUGUACAUACAUACAUCUUCUGGUCAGUGUUCUUAUAUGACCUUGUUCAGUUAAAGAUUCAAUAUGGAUUGAAGUACAGAAGCUUGAAAAUAAAUCAUAGCAAUCAGGAAGA
Molecule: messenger RNA, 1626 nt
Organism: Andrographis paniculata
Lineage: Eukaryota; Viridiplantae; Streptophyta; Magnoliopsida; Lamiales; Acanthaceae
Product: glucan endo-1,3-beta-glucosidase 5-like
Exons: 2
Coding region: 1-1500 (499 amino acids)
Biological process (GO): carbohydrate metabolic process
Cellular component (GO): plasma membrane
Molecular function (GO): hydrolase activity, hydrolyzing O-glycosyl compounds
Source: RefSeq, a predicted model, not a curated record